Molecule: messenger RNA, 234 nt
Organism: Clunio marinus
Lineage: Eukaryota; Metazoa; Arthropoda; Insecta; Diptera; Chironomidae
Source: the annotation of a GenBank genome assembly
AUGAGACUCCACAAAACUUACAGUUUCUUUUUGGUUCUGUUUGUUGAAUGUAUCGUCCCAUCAUCUUCGAGUGGUUAUAAUGUGAUCGUCUUUUUGUUGUUCACGAUUUGUAGCUGGACGAAACUAGCCGUUUUGAUCCACAUUCAUAAAUUAACAAUUUUUUACCUCUUCUCAUCUUCACAAGCGAUUAUUUUCCUGACUACAAAAUCCCUUAUUUUGAAGAAGAAAGGUUAG